Liolophura sinensis is the source of this 1035-nucleotide messenger RNA. Its product is annotated as polyprenol reductase-like. Gene Ontology annotation, cellular component: endoplasmic reticulum. Gene Ontology annotation, biological process: polyprenol catabolic process; dolichol-linked oligosaccharide biosynthetic process. Gene Ontology annotation, molecular function: 3-oxo-5-alpha-steroid 4-dehydrogenase activity. The transcript is spliced from 6 exons. The record is from RefSeq and is a predicted model, not a curated record. Lineage: Eukaryota; Metazoa; Mollusca; Polyplacophora; Chitonida; Chitonidae. Bases 16 to 1035 code for a protein of 339 amino acids.
GGACAGGCCGGGAGGAUGGCGGUGUUUGUGUUAUGCCUGGGAUGGCUCGUGCUAUCAUUAGGCGUUCUCAUCGGCUAUAUUUUGAUGCAUUUAGAACUUUUACCAAUACCAAUUAAACAUCUGUACCUUUUUGGUAAAUUAAGGAAAAGAACAGAGCCACCUUCCUUCGUAAGAUAUGCAGAUGUUCCAAAAAGGUGGUUUCUACAUUUCUACCUGAUCGGCUUGGUGUGUAAUACAAGUGCUCUCAUGAUAAUCCUGGAGGUGUGGAAGGUGCACCUGCCCGGUUCAACUGAAGACAUCCUACAGGUGCUCCAUAUAGGCAAAGCAAACUAUCGCGCUGAGCCCAGCCCAGUGUUACCUGUCCUGCUGGUAUUAGUUUGUGAGGAGCUGCAGGUAUUACGACGUCUAUAUGAGUGUAUGGCCGUCAGUGUUUACUCUGACAGCAAGAUGAGCGUCAUCCAUUACUUCACAGGAAUCAUCAUGUACUCAACAUUUGGGGUCAGUCUUCUAGCCGAGCUGUCUGCGGUCAGUCUGCCAGCCGAGCUGGUGAGGAGGGAGAGGAUGCCAACAGAAGGUGAAGGAGAACUAUCAUUGUCUUUACCAUUGUCUGAGGUCAGUCUUCUGACAGAGGUAGUGAGCAGGGAGAGGAUGCCAACAGAAGUGAACUGGGGUCUAAGUUUACCUCAGUGUUUAGGGCUGGUGGUGUUUGUCUGGGCUUGGUGUAAGCAAUACUCACUGACAAAGAUGCUGGCUCGACUGAGGACACAGUCAACAAGUGGAUCUGGGGACAUUUCCCAUCACCUCCCAUCUGGGGACUUGUUUGAGCUGGUCUCAUGCCCCCACUACCUCAUGGAAAUCCUGCUGUACACCUCAUUCUGCCUCAUCACCCGCUUCCAGUCCCCCACACUCAACUGUGUGGCCUGCUUUGUGCUGGUCAAUCAGCUUAUCUCGGCCCAGUUGACCCACACCUGGUACAGGGCUUCCUUCUACAAAUACCCACCACACAGACGGGCCAUUCUGCCCUACCUGUUGUAG